CUCUCCUGCUGGAGCAGAAGGAGGAAAGCGAGGCGGGAAGGCGGGCCUCCAGGGCCUCUUCUCGCACACAGCCUUCCUUCCUGGGGACGCGCUCCGUUGGCUGCUUCCAGAGCCGGCAAAGGGCGUGCCCUGGUUUUCCUUUGUGUAAAAUAUCUGCAACGCAAGAAUGGCAGCAAAUAAACCCAAAAGUCAAAAUUCUUUGGCUCUGCACAAAGUAAUCAUGGUAGGCAGUGGGGGUGUAGGAAAAUCUGCAUUAACUCUGCAAUUCAUGUAUGAUGAGUUUGUGGAGGACUAUGAACCUACCAAAGCUGAUAGCUACAGAAAAAAGGUGGUCCUGGAUGGGGAAGAAGUCCAGAUAGAUAUUUUGGAUACAGCAGGACAGGAGGAUUAUGCUGCAAUCAGAGAUAACUAUUUUCGAAGUGGAGAAGGUUUUCUCUGUGUGUUUUCCAUUACAGAACUUGAAUCUUUUGCAGCUACAGCUGACUUUAGAGAGCAGAUAUUAAGAGUGAAAGAAGAUGAAAAUGUUCCCUUUUUGCUAGUUGGUAACAAAUCAGAUUUGGAAGAUAAAAGACAGGUUUCUGUAGAAGAAGCAAAAAACAGAGCUGAUCAGUGGAAUGUUAACUAUGUUGAAACAUCUGCUAAAACACGAGCUAAUGUUGAUAAGGUAUUUUUUGACUUAAUGCGAGAAAUCAGAGCAAGAAAGAUGGAAGACAGCAAAGAAAAAAAUGGGAAAAAGAAAAGGAAAAGUCUAGCUAAGAGAAUCAGAGAAAGAUGUUGUAUUUUAUAAUCAAAGUUCCAAACUAUCUUCAUACCUUGACCAUACUAAUAAAAUACAUAACUUUAUAGCAUGCCAUUUGGAGGCUCUUAUGACUGAAAUUACUCUUAGCAGUUUGGGAUUUGUAAUGUAUCACUUAACGCAUGAAUUGGGACCGCACUGAAGUCGUUCAUGAAAAAAGUUUAAUUUGGCUUCAAGAGAAGCAGAAUUCAGCCCAUUUCAUAACUUGCCUCCUCUCACCAUGGUUCUUCUGAAUGUAGAGGUUUUUUCAUGCGCAGUCUCCCUAGAACUGUAAACAAACAAAAAAGCAUUACUUAUGUUUCUCUGAAAGCAUACAUUUUUAUAUCACCAAAUCUUCACUUUGUCUUCUACUGCCUUGAAAACUACAGCGGUGGUCAAAACUAAGCAAAGGUAGUAUAUAAGCUUUUUUGCUGUUAUAAGAUUAUGCAAAUUAGAGAAGAGAAACUGGCUCUGUUCUCUACAUCUAUUGGGAGUCAUUUAUACAUGGAAUUAGCAUAGACAAAUGGUAUAAACUCAUGAGAAUAUUUGAAUAUGCCUUAAUUUAAAAACCUAAAAAUGUUAAUGUAGUUAAGGGUAUAUCUUCAUUGUGAUGCACUGAUGUGUGUGCAUCAUUAUGAAAUUAUAUCUUGUAGUGUGAAGCGCAGUUCUUGUGAACAAUUUUGCUAACUAGCUUUGUGCUAGAAGUAUGUCUGAUCAGAAAGUGUGCCAUACUCUAGGUCUUAAAUAGUCCAGAGCAUACAGUUACCUUGAUUGCUUUAAGUGAAAGGGCCGACAUAUACAUGUACAUCUGAGAUUAAAGUGAAGAGGGUACAGUACAUUUCAUUCUGAAGUGGUCAUUUCUCCUUAAUGCACAGAUACUGACAUUGACCUCUGCAUAUACUUAAUGUCUACAUAUUUAGGGUGGGUAUUUUCCUGGGGUUGGGGAACAGUGUGGAUUUCAGUAGCACAAAUGUAGUCUUGCUCUUAGGGCUGUCUGGAAAAUACUGAUCAAUUGCCUGUUUUUACUGUGUUUCUCCAUUCUAAGCCUUUAGUAACAUUAACUGUGCAUUAUGUAAUAGGGAAGCAUUCAAACUCCUUUUUUCUAGUUUAAUAUCAGUCAAGUAAACCACCCUACUCUGCUAUGUAAAAAGACUGACUGUGUGCUUCCAAAAUCCCUCAUCAUUACACUACAGUUGUAUUGUCUUCAACUCAUCUGCAAUUGAAAGAAUACUAGCACAAUGUUAGUAUGUGGAACUGAACUAAAACCAUUGCCUCUUGAGACUUUUAAGCCUCUUGAGUGUGAGUGUAAAGGUUAGGUCAGUUCCAAAAAACAAUUUUUGUAUACAUGUGUAAACUUAUAAAUUGUCUGUUCAAGGUGUGUCAGAGCAGCAUAGACGAAACUUGUAUUUAACAUGCUAACAAGUAGGAUAUUAGUAAUGUAUCUGUUUAGAGAACACUUGUUAAUCCAGAAAUUUUGUACACAUCCUCCAGUAGAUGAUACCAUGUGCAGAAUUAGUUCUUGAUGUGCCUGACCAAACAGAUUGGUCCUCAUUUAAUUGUGUAUAUGUUUUCAGUCUGUCUACCCAGGGAGUUUAACCACUAACAUUGUGAUGUUUGUGUAAUGGGAACCAAGGUGUUAUGAAGCCAAUGGACACAUAAAACAAUUGUCGUAGGCUGAUGCCUUACCAGAUUCUUUUUAUUUGCUAUUUGAGCCAUUAACUAUGAAUAAACUUUCAUUUUUUAAGAUA
Sceloporus undulatus (fence lizard) is the source of this 2523-nucleotide messenger RNA. RefSeq names its product RAS like proto-oncogene A (gene RALA). Gene Ontology annotation, molecular function: GTPase activity; GTP binding; GDP binding. Gene Ontology annotation, biological process: regulation of exocytosis; Ras protein signal transduction. NCBI's taxonomy places the organism in Eukaryota, Metazoa, Chordata, Lepidosauria, Squamata, Phrynosomatidae. The transcript is spliced from 5 exons. The record is from RefSeq and is a predicted model, not a curated record. Gene Ontology annotation, cellular component: plasma membrane. Bases 167 to 787 code for a protein of 206 amino acids.